Mangifera indica (mango) is the source of this 3570-nucleotide messenger RNA. Its product is annotated as NAC domain-containing protein 83-like. The transcript is spliced from 6 exons. Gene Ontology annotation, biological process: regulation of DNA-templated transcription. Gene Ontology annotation, molecular function: DNA binding. Lineage: Eukaryota; Viridiplantae; Streptophyta; Magnoliopsida; Sapindales; Anacardiaceae. The record is from RefSeq and is a predicted model, not a curated record. Bases 2056 to 2934 code for a protein of 292 amino acids.
UUUCUCCCUUUUUGCAGAACUCUUCUGUACUGUGCAGAGUAUUUGUUAAACCUCAUGGUGGAAACAGCUUAUCAGAGAUUGGUUUAAGUUCGGUUGCAGAAGAAAGUGUUUCUGCUGUACGUCACAUCGGUGUUCAGCAUGAUGGCUUUCUUACGCCUAACAUUGUUGAAGCUAAAGAGAAUAAUGAAAAACAUGUUGACAGGAAAAAUGAUGGAUCAGAAAUUGAAAUAAAAUUGGUUAGUCAGCUAGAUAAUCAUGCCAGCUCUAGGCUUGUUUCUCUACCCUGCUUUCAAUUUCCGGCUGGCAACCCACCCAACAAGCAGGUUGGUUCAUCUGGGUUUGCUAGUGGUGCCAUGUUUGCUGCAGCCUCACAAUUACUAUCAAUUCUGGAGGAAGAUUUCAUAGAGUUGGAUGAUCUUGUGCAUUGAUUGUCCAUGAUAACUUUGAAGUAUGUUUGGAUACACAUCAAGAUACUUGAAUCAAUUUACUGUUGAUACAAUGCUAAAUGUGAUGAAUUAAGUUACUGUUGAAACAAUGGAAAUGAGGUGAUCUAUGUUAUUGUUGAUAAAAUAAAAAUGAGGUGAAUUAUGUUACUAUUGAUACAAUGGAAAUGAGGUGAAUUAUGCUACUGUGUAUACAUUGGAAAUGAGGUGAUUUAAGCUAUUGUUGAUAUAAUGGAUCCGAUAUAGGAUUUAACUUCCAGCAAAAGAAAGAGGGUUUUCAUGACCCACCUAAAGAAUUACACGCAGUUUAUUUAUUGAAGAAAACAUGUCAAACUUUAGAUGAGGAAAUGUACUGUCAUUCUUGAAGUUGAGAGAGAUUUUUCAGCGGGACUGCUUUGCUUGUCAAGAUUCAUCUUAAAGUCGUGGGCAUUUUGCCCUAAUAAAAAUGAUCAAGAUCUUGAUUGAUUGGAUGAUGGCAAGUCGAAAUCAAUUUUAGUAUCAGCUGCUUCACCUGGCUUGUUCAUCUUAAAUUUUAUCUGUUGAUGGUGGAGUUCUGUAUCACUUUCAUUGUUGGAAAAUCAACUUUUCCCGCGCAUUACUCUGAAGCCUUGCUUUGACAAGGUCUCUAUUCCUUUAAAAUAUUCUGUUUUUUUUUUUAUGAACUUUCUUUGUGCAGAAGUAGUUAAAGUUAUCUCAAUUAUGGAUUUUUCUAGAAGGCCAACUUACUGCUUUGGCAGAUGAAUUAUCGUAAGUUAUGGAUUCUAAAAACUUUCUGCCAUGGGGUUAUAUUCAGAUUCUUAAUUAUGGUUCAUUACUUUGUACUCUCUUCCUAACAGCAGACCUGUAUAUGGGAAGUGCUUAUGUUAUGGCAUUAAAUAAGAUGGUGACAAAUUAUUUAUGAUUACCUGAACUGAUAACAAAUGACUUGUCAUGUUUCUCUCUUUAUAUUUGAUAGGAGAUAUGUUUUUCUGCUUGUUUUUCUUAAUUGUUCAGUGUUAAUGUCCAUAUUUAUGUGUCAUAAUUGUUAGCUUGUACAUUGCCAUUCCAUUUGUUCAUAUGUGUUGUUUUGUUAGAUGCACCAAAAUUAGUAAUUUAAUUAAUUUUUUAUUUAUUUUAAUUUGUCGUGUCAGACUGACUAGUACACCUUACCUUAAGGCCCCCGAUACGGCCUGCAUGACCUGCGGGCUUAACAUGGCCCGUAAUUUUGCAGACUAUCCCUGCAGGCCGUGCAAAAACAGGGAGCUUAGCCAUACAUAGGCCGUCCAACAUCCUAAACAUGUGUAUUCCGGGUUCAUAGUGUACUGGGUGUUUGGGCCAUUAAAGUCAAGCCUGCUCUCCAUUUUCCAAGUAACAAGUCUCUUUUCACUAGUUUUUUCUUGGCUGUCAGGAUAAGAGUCAGAUACCUGACACGUGUAGGACAAUGAUAUUUGACAGUCCUAUUGGACCAAUGACAAGUAAAGAAAACAUGCACCGUUGUUACACAGUAUCAAAUCUAUUGCAGAAAGAAACUUCAUGAGCACGCUUCUUGGUCACUCUGUUUAAAACCUGAAGAAAAUUUCCCAUUCUGACUCUUCUUGUUAGAUUUUUACCAUAACUGUGCAAAAGGCAUCCAAUGGGAGACACCAACGACAACAGCAACAACGAUAACAGAGCUAAAGCAAUGUCAUUUUCACUUCCUCCAGGUUGCCGAUUCUACCCUUCUGAUGAACAGAUUCUCAGUUAUUACCUCACUAACAAAAACUCAAAUGCUGAUAAACCCGGUAAUCCGUUCAGUUAUGAUUUGAUAAAAGAACUAGAUUUGUUUGAGUAUCAACCUUUUGAGUUACCGGAGAGGGUGUGUUAUACGUACGGUCGCGGAGGAAGGAAGAGGCAUUGGUACUGUUACUGCAAAGUUGAGGCUAGAAAGGGAAGAAAAAGUUGUGAGGUUAAGAAUGGGUAUUGGAGAAAGAAAGGGACAGUUAGGGAAGUAGUGAAGAGUAAUAAUGAAGGAGGGAAUGUUAUUUUGGGGAGGAAAACAAGUUUUGUGUUUUAUUUGGGGGAUUCAAUGGAAACUGCUGUGAGGACUGAUUGGAUCAUGUAUGAGUAUGCACUUGUUCACCAUAUCAAGAACUCUUUUGUACUCUGCAGAGUAUUUGUUAAAUCUCCUGGCGGAAACAGGUUAUCAGAGAUUGGUUUAAGUUUGGUUGCAGAAGAAAGUGUUCCUGCUGUACGUCACAUUGGUGUUCAGCAUGAUGGAUUUGUUACGCCUAACAUUGUUGAAGCUAAAGAGAAUGAUGAAAAAUAUGUUGACAGGAAAAAUGAUAGUCAGCUAGAUAAUUAUGCCAGCUCUAGGCCUGUUUCUCAUCCCUGUUUUCAAUUUCCGGCUGGCACCCCACCCGACAAGCAGGUCGGUUCUUCUGGUUUUGCUAGUGGUGCCAUGUUUGCUGCAGCCCCACAAUUUCUAUCAAUUCUUGAGGAAGAUUUCAUGGAAUUGGAUGAUCUUGUGCAUUGAUUGUCCAUGAUGACUUUGAAGUACAUUCAGAUUCUUAAUUAUGGUUCCUUACUAUAUACUCUCUUCCUAACACAGACCUGUGAAUUGGAAGUGCUUAUUAUGUUAUGGGUAUACAAAAGAAGGAACAAUUCUGGAAACUCUCCGACAGCUCAAGUCUCAGCCAUGACAGUUGGAAUUCCAAAUCAGCCUUACCUGGAUAAUGGAAGCAAAUUAUCAGUGUCUGUCUUGGAUAAGCAUUUGGGAUAAGACAGACAGCUCAUUCUCAUCUAUGCUACCAAAUAAGCAGGAUUGGUUACAGACAGCUCAUUCUCAUCUAUAUUACCAAAUAAGCAAGAUUGCAUUACCAAAUAAGCCAGAUUUGAGCGAAGGAAUUCAGCUAUAAAAGUGGCAGCAAGCAAUGUAAGCAGGCAUCAAGGAAAUACAAACUAAAAAGGCUUUAGGGGUGCUUAGGCCUAGGGAGGAAGCUGGCAGGAUAUAGCCAGAUUCCUUGGGUGUUUAGGGUGUUUAUCUUUUGGUGUUUCAGUAAUAAUCUUUUGGUGAUUCAGUUGUGUAUUCAGAAUAAAACACAAACCAUUUGAGUUGUAAUCCUUUUAUUAUCAAUAAAGCCAAUCUCAUUACAUUGUGUCCUUGAAUUCA